AUGUACGACUGUGGCCUCUGUGACUGUGAGUUCAGCGACCAAGAUGACUGCGAUGAUCAUAUGGACCGUUACGAUCACUGGGUGGAAUGCGAGACGUGUGAUCGAAAGUUUCGCACCCAGCAAAGCUGCGAUCAGCACAUGAACGCGACGAAUCAUCGGAGCUCAUCCUAUGAGUGCGACACCUGCAGCCGCACGUUUUUGUCUCAGCAUGCUGUAAACCAGCAUAUGAAUGCCAAAGGUCACCGGCAGCCAAGUGUCCCAUGUGAUACAUGUUCACGGAUGUUCUGGACAGAGGAUGACGCCGAUAAGCAUAUGGAAGCGACGGGGCAUCAUGCCAAUUACUGUGGGGAAUGUCAGCAAGAUUUCAUCAAUGAGUGUUGUCUGCGCCAGCAUUUGAAUUCUGGUACACAUCGUGGCUAUACGUUUACCUGCCAGUUCUGCGACGAGUCCUUUGUCACUGCGAGUGGCGUUACUCAUCACCUCGAAUAUGGUUCGUGCCCGGAAGCUGACUUGAACCGCGCCAAACUGUACAACACGAUCAAGGAACUCGACCCGGAAGGCAUCAUCACAAAUAGCCAGGUUACAUCAUGCAAAGAACGAAAGCGGCGCUACUUUGCUCCCCGUAGUGCCUUCAAUGGGACGUUCUGGGAGUGUUACCUGUGCAAAGGUGAAUUCCACUCGGCCAAUGCUUUGAACGCACACGUCAAUUCGCCGGUCCAUGAGGAGGAAAUCUAUCACUGCCUCAAGAUGGACGGAGGAUGUGACAAAUAUUUCGUGUCUCUUGGUGCUUUAUUCAAUCAUUUGGAAAGCGGGUCGUGCGGAUAUGUUGGGUUCAAUGGUGUGCGAGAGAUUUACGAACGACUCACCGACGCUAUCCAGAACCAUGAGGAGAUCACCAAGCUCUGA
This is a messenger RNA of Penicillium paradoxum, 906 nucleotides long. Its product is annotated as Zinc finger C2H2. NCBI's taxonomy places the organism in Eukaryota, Fungi, Ascomycota, Eurotiomycetes, Eurotiales, Aspergillaceae. Gene Ontology annotation, cellular component: nucleus. The record is from RefSeq and is a predicted model, not a curated record. The transcript is spliced from 2 exons. Gene Ontology annotation, molecular function: DNA-binding transcription factor activity, RNA polymerase II-specific; RNA polymerase II transcription regulatory region sequence-specific DNA binding. The coding region runs from base 1 to 906 and encodes 301 amino acids. Gene Ontology annotation, biological process: regulation of transcription by RNA polymerase II.